UGGGACUAACGGCUGGGGCGGCGCAUACUUUGCAGCCUUUGAAGUGAGGCGCGCCGCGACGAAAAAUACUGUGGCGUCGCUGCGAUCGAAGUGCAUUGAACUGCAUUAGAGUGGCAGCACCCGUGCAGCACAUAGAAUAAGGAACUGUAGCAGACGAGCGUUGGUAUGAGUGGUGUUGUGAUGAUCAGCAGCCGGGUUGAGGUGAACGUACUGCUGCGGCAAGAGUGCGGCGACGAUCGGCAAGGCUGUCCCGUGGCCGGCGUCGUUUUUCUUCGUGGGCUUUGACGUCCGGCGAGUGUUGGGCCGUCCCAUGUUGCCGCUCGGCAGCGGUGAGUCACCACCGGCGGCGACUACGGGAGCGGCGCGCGCUUUGGCCUGUCCAGCGACCUACUUACUCGGCCACGACGUGGGCGGGGGAUGCCUUUUCGAUAAGUAGGAAACUUCUUGUCCGAUGCCCCUGUGUGGGGCAGCGUUUCACGACAAAGCCUGGACGAUUCAGGCGGGAUUCUCCGCCUGUCACUGGUGGGUGCACAAGAUUGACUGGCACUCUUAGGUGCCAGUACACUAUGCAACUAGCUCACCUCUGAAGUGUGCCCUCUGAUCCUGGUGCCAUGAGUGGUGAACGCCUUCCGUUUACAACUACCAAGCCUGAGGCUGCCGUGUUGCCUGUCCGACGUACAGCUCCGUUGCAGCAGGAUGUACGCUCACCUGUGCGGCUCCAAGUCCCAGGAGCUGGAAACCUGCCAAGGCCAAAAGUUGUUCCAAGGCCUGGUUCACGGGUUGCAUCCAUUGCCAAGAGCUUUGAGCAGCUCAGCUUGGCCGAGCCUACCAGUGUCGGGAGGAGGGCGACGACAGUUGCAAACCGUCGAUCGUUCCGAGCCACGUCCGGCAUUGUCCGACCCUCAGCGGUGCGAAGGACCCAUUCAGUGCUGACGCAGCAGAAGCCACUGACUGCUGUGCAGGUGGCUGUGCGCAACCUGGAGGCACGCUGCACCAGCCCUGCCCCCAGGGAAACUCUGGCCAAUCACUCCUUCCUGUGGACACGAGACGAGAAGGAGCUCCAAUAUGGCGGAUCACUAAGCAGUGCCUGUGGUGACACAAGCAAGAAUGACCCACCGUGGUGCACGGCAGAGAGCGACAAGCCAUAUGAGGACAUCACCUGGGAGAUGGUGGAUGACAGCAGCUCAUCAUCGACCACUUACGAGCACCUGUACGAGCCCAUCUACGAUGUCCUCGACCACCAACUGCCGGGCAACCAAGAGGAUUGCUCCAGCGAUAUCAGGGUGGAGAUCUCAUCGCACUGCACCACCAACCUCCCCAAGGAGUCCACUGGCAAGCCGUUGGGCGACAGCAGCCGACGGAGACCCCUGGCCACUUUCUACGUGCAGCUCUCUGUGGACGGUGCUGCCACCACCACUACAGCCUCCGGCACAGGGUCACGGCCACAGCGACGGCGCCGCUUGCGUCGCAUGUCAGCCGUACCCAGGCGACCCCAGUCACCACCACCUCUGCCACCGACGGCAGCUGCUGCAGGCUCCUCCCCCCCACCAGCAACUCCCUGUCCUGAGACCAGUGACGGCCGGCUGCUGGAGGAAGAGCCCCUGUACCAGUUCUACCAGCAGGCCGUGGUGCAGCAGGCGUGCCAGUGGGGAUCGGUCGACGGAGACGAGCCUUGCGGACAGCGCACCCUCUGGCGAGAACUGCCGCAGGUUCGUGCAAGUGGUGUGCUGGAGCAGCUGACGGAUACCGAGCAACACCAGCACGAGGCACUGUUCGAGGUUCUCACCUCGGAAGCAUCAUACCAGCGCAGCCUACGCCUCCUGACGGACCACUUUGCACCCGGAUUGCACGGCACGCUCGAGCCACGCGAGUGGGACGCCCUGUUCGGCAGCCUGGGACCCCUGCGCGAGGCCAGCGAGCGGCUGCUGGCACGCCUCGACCAGUGCUGGGACGGCCCGCUGCUUUGCGAGCAGCGCGUGUGCAGUGCACUGCAGGAGCACGCCUCGCAGCACGGGGCCGCCUACGUGCGCUACUGCUCCCACCAGGGCCACCAGGAGCGGCUGCUGCGCGAGCUCAGUGCCUCACGGCCAGACGUGGCCGCGCGGCUGCGGGACCUGGAGGCAGCCCCCGACUGCCAGGGCCUGCGUCUCCACUCGUUCCUGCUGCUGCCCAUGCAGCGUGUUACCCGGCUGCCCCUGCUGGCCGAUGCCCUGCUGCGACACGCACCCGACAGCAGGCCGGCCAGGGACGCCCUCGGUGCCCUCAACCAGGUUGUAGCCGACUGUAACGAGGGCGCCCGCAAGAUGGCGCGCAUGGAGGAGAUGCUGCACGUGUCACGCACGCUCGAGUUCCGCGAGUGCCGCGCAGUGCCCCUCAUUUCGUCCAGCCGCUGGCUGGUGAAGCGAGGUCCGCUCGUGCGGGUGUCACUGGACAGCCGGAGGCGCACCUGGGGCCGCCUGGUGCAGUGCGCGCGCACUUCGCUGCACUUGUUCCUCUUCACCGACCUGCUGCUGGUGACCAAGCGCAAGGGGGACGACUACUACGCCGUACUGGACCACUGCCCACGCAACAUGCUGCAGGCGUGCGCAGAGGCCCCAGCCACGCUGCCAUCGCGCCUGCCCGACUGCUGCCGUCACCUGUUCCAGCUCACCCUGCUGCAGAACAGCGCCGGACGCACGGUCGAGAUGCUGCUGGCUGCCGAGUCCGAGAGCGACAAGACGCGAUGGAUGGACGUGUUGACGCCCAUGGUGUCCAGUGACCCUGACGAACGCAUCUACGAAGAGUGGGACUGCCCACAGGUGCAGUGCCGGCACGCAUACACGCCUCGGCAGCCUGACGAACUGGCCCUGGAGGAGGCUGACGUGGUCAAUGUGUUCCGCAAGAUGUCCGACGGCUGGUAUGAAGGGGAGCGCCUGCGAGAUGGGGCACGAGGCUGGUUCCCUGCAUCGCACACGGUGGAGUUGGUCAACCUGCACGUGCGCUCACGCAAUCUGCGCCUUCGUUACCGCCUACUCAUGGCCUCACAAACACUGCUUGAGCAGCAGCAAUUUGGCAAGAGCGAUGCCUAAAUAAACUGCCUCUUUGUCUUUC
Molecule: messenger RNA, 3090 nt
Organism: Dermacentor andersoni
Lineage: Eukaryota; Metazoa; Arthropoda; Arachnida; Ixodida; Ixodidae
Gene: Exn
Product: Ephexin
Biological process (GO): activation of GTPase activity
Molecular function (GO): protein binding; guanyl-nucleotide exchange factor activity
Source: RefSeq, a predicted model, not a curated record